This is a messenger RNA of Paramuricea clavata, 4012 nucleotides long. The record is from the annotation of a GenBank genome assembly. Lineage: Eukaryota; Metazoa; Cnidaria; Anthozoa; Malacalcyonacea; Plexauridae.
CAUCAUCAAAACGCGUUGUCUCCGUGUUAAUUGUUUAACUAACAAAUAUGGCUGGGCGAUCAAAAAAUAGAUUCGCAAGAAAAUGGAAAAAUGAGGUGAGCCUAAUCAUGGUGUCUCUCGGAUGCCAUGUUACCACUGCAUGAUAUACAUAUGUGAUAUGAAAAAUACAAGGAUGUAGGAUGUAAAAUACAAGGAGUAGCGGGGAUGAAAAAAAUUACACGAGCUUUUAUACUAGUGAAUAUAAAAAUUAUUACGUGACAAAAAAGGCAAAUAGAUGGAUUUAGUCGAGACAAAGUGUAAACAAAAAAAUGUAAAUCACACUACAGAAUAUAUUAAUACGAAAAAACGAAAACUACAACAAAUACAAAAAACACAAAAAACAUGCAACCUUAUAUUCCUUAUGCCAACGACAUCAUUGUCCGAGCUAUAUUUUUGACAAUAUAUAUUGUAAUGAUUGCGACAGCGAUACGUUUGUGUUCAGCUUUGUCGAGUUUUGAGUUGGUCUUACGCAAAAAUAUUUGCGUUUUUGUAAAUUUCAAAAAUUUGAUAAUAUAGUACUUUCAUUAUCCUGAAUCCGAUUCUGGGUUUAUUUCAAAAUAGGUCGCAAUCUUGUUGCUUGUACUCAAAUUUGGAUAAAUUCCUUGGGUAUUUAAUUAUUUCCCGUGGCAACGCCUUUAGCAACGGCUUUGUUUUCCGUUUUCCUCACAAAUAAAAUCGGUUUUAUUUGGUUUCCAUGCACAUGAAGUAUUUCUUCACAAUUUCUAAAUAACCGCUGGUAGUCCAGUUCGCUGUCUUGAAUAUCAUAAAAUGUUUAUUUCAAAGUUUUUGAAGAAAUAUUUUAUACUGUAGUCUGCACUUUUAUUGUGAUAUAUUGUCAGAAGUUAUAAAAGAAACGCAAAUAUAUGUAUCACGGAAACCAGUUCAAUAAACACGAAACUCUAGGAAGAUGUUCUGUGUCUGGUUGAUUAUGUCAAUGACAAAAGACGUAAUUGGCUUAAAUAAACAAAAGGAAUAUUGUUCUUGCUUCGUUCUUUAGAAAAUCCAUUUAACAGCUUAUUCUUUUGUCAUUAUCAUAAUCAACCAAUCACAGAACAUCUUCCUAGAGCUUCGUGUCGACCCGACCAGUUUAGUGAGAAAAAAAAGAAAUUGGGCGCUGUGCAACAUGAAAAUUCCGGCAGUAAUGUUGGAGACUUGGAGUAACCGAGGGACAGACAGCAUCAGCAAGAAAGGAUCUCAUCUGUCAAAUUCUUGUGAAGAGAACUGUAGCCAGUCGUCUAUAUCUGACUAUAAGAUAUUUAACAUGGAAAAAUUGGCUAAUGUUUUACAACAAGUAGCUUGUAGUGGCUGUGGUGAGCAACUUUCCACAUUCCUGAAAACUUUUCCGAAAGAAAAGGUUGCUCGGUUGCUCUUCACUAUUACAUCUACACUGCUCUUCAUGUGGUUGGCAACACUCUUUCUACACUUCAGAGAAAAUUUAAAAUUAUUAUGAAGUAAACUGGAGAAUUUUUUAUGGGAUGAGAACUAUUAGCAAAUGAGAGCAAUUUUGUGGCUUUUCUGUAAAGCAAUUUUGUGGCUUGAUGAACAUGCCUCCACUUCCCAAGUCUAAAGCCCAUAGAAACAAAGCGAAAGGUACAAAUGAGUAUACAGAGUAGGUUUUCGACUCCCGAGACGGUGAUAAAAAAGGUCAAGUUAAUCUUUGCCCAGUUAAGUGAAGAUAUUUGCUUGAUAAAUGUCUUGACGGGAAGACUCAAAACCAGAAUGAAUUCCUGAAUGGAGUUAUUUGGGCUAAUAGUCCAAAGUGUGUGUUUGUCGGGGAGUGACACACGGUGUUUAAAAUGCUGUGGCGAAUUUCAAUAUUGCUAACAAGCAUUACUAAAUAUUUUGAAGAAAGCUGCAGGAAUGGAGCUAGGGAGGUUCUGUACACAAGAGGUGCGAUGUACAGCUUUUGUUAGAGUAAAGAAAGCUAACUAAAAAAACAAGGACGAGCUUAAAGUACGCAGGAAAAUACUCCGGUCCGUCGGCGGAAGAAACGUAUAGUGACAAAACCGAAGAAGAAAGAAAAAGUUACAUAUGCCCCAGGGUCAUUUUGAUCACUGAAACAUUUCAACUUAUUAAAACAAUGUUACCACAUAUAGAUAGCUGAUUUUUGUCAAGGUCUUCAUCAAAAUGGAGGAAGAAACUAGUUUUGUAAACUUUACAAUUUUUUCUCAAUAUUGCAAAUUUGCCAUGUUUGCGAAAUUAAAACACAAUGUCUCAAGUUGGAAUUACCACUUUCUAAUGAAACUUCUCCAGUUAUUAGAUAUAUGCUGCUGCUCCAGAAUCUAGAGCUAAAAUAUACCUGAUUUUGUACUUUGUGCCCUGAUAGGCCAACUAGCCGUUUGAUCAAGAGCCCCAGGCAUUAAUUUUCGUUUUUUGUCUUAAUCUGGCCAUUUGCUUAUAGAUGCAGGAUAUUUUUGGUCUACACCCUAGAUAAUUGUUAUAUUUACAAUGCCAGACGGGUUUGUUGUUUUUUAAAUGUUUAGAUUUUCUUUAAUUGUGUUUUUAAAAUUGGCCAUUUUACAGUCCCUGUGGAUUCUGUUAUCUCGUAACUAUGGUAACUGAUAUAUCCCAAAACUACAUGUUUGUCAAAAUUAAAACUCUGUUUGUCAUUUCUUGCUAUUGGACACAACAAAACAGCAAUUAAAGAAAGAAAUAACAUUCUUUUGUAUGACAACCUUAAAACGAGUGCUUGCGACUUAUCACGUACAAUUUUUAACAAUACUGUAUAAACGCAAUUUCAAUUCAAUCGCGAAUCAUACUUGAGAUAGAUGUUCCCAUACUUGAGAUAGAUGAUUUAUAAGUUUCUAGCACGAGUUUCUAAUUGGAACUGCUUUUAAUUAUUCAUUUACUUAAUUCAAUUAAACAGAAUAACUGCAAUAUAUACAUGCAGUAUAAGCCUAAUUAGGUCAAAACUGAUUUGUGGUCAUAUGAUUUGUGGUCAUAUGACGUCAGAUAAAUGCAAUGUAUCCCGCCGGGCAUCAAGUGAAAAAUUGUUGCUCCCCCUCGACCUGCUACGUAUACAUAAAUAUAUUAAAUUAAACAAAAUGGCGGCAGAACUAGCAUAAUUAGAAACUACGAUUUUCCAAAUUUGUCAUGUGUUCAAGAGAAAGGAAAAAUAAACAACAGGUACAGAUAGAUACAGAUAUUUCACAGCACACUCCCUAUAUUAGGGCUUUAGCAGGAUAUGCUGCUGCAACCAUUUAAUAAGUAGGUUUUUUAAUUUUAAACUCGUUUACACUAUAGAGUUUUUGUCACGAAAUACACUUGCUGUAUGAAUGUUGUUGAAUGUUGAUUUUUGUUCGUCGCUAUAUAACAAAACGCUUAAUUCUGUUCCCUCGGGAAAUAGUUUUGUUUUCCCUCGAAUCUCAAUGUUUUCCUCGAUUUCGUCUCCGGAAAGAUUAAGACUCUCGGGAAAACAAAACAAAUUAUUUUGCUCUGGAGCAGACAUUAAGUGUGUAAUAUCAUAGUUAACUCGGUUUCUUUUGUUUCAACAGGGACGUUUAAUCACGUAUUUCCCUCAUUACCCAUGCAUACGCUUUUGUCUUCUAAAUUUCCCCUAGUUGAAAACAAAGGAUUUCUUUGUCAAAACUUAUAAAAUAUCCUUAUUAAUUAAAAAUUAAUAUCAUAAAAUAUGUACGUAAUUUUAUUCUAAGUUAAUUUAAAACUCUAAGUCUAUAUAAAAUAGAUACUUAGCUUCUUAGUAUAGUUGAUAUAUUUUACAUAAACGUUCCUGAAAAUGUCACAUUCCAAGAUAAACUUGAUUGCAAACCUUUGAACACGCCCAAUGGCCGAAUUUUUUAGUUCCCUUUUGUAUCAAGUGAACAGACGAAGUUAUUCUUUUGUAUAGAGACCAAGUCAUUAUGGCAGUCUGCAGGAUAUCCGCUAUUUGGAUUACGAAUUGGAUGAUUCCAUGGUAAUAUGUCAUAUAAUUAACAAUUAUUGCGCGUGCAUGGUUGAUAAUUAUUGCCCGUAA